GAAGAAGAAGAAGCAGAAGCUAAAGCUAAAGCGGGAGUAAAAGAGAAAACAACGCCAGAGACUUUGAGUCAGUUGCUGUCGGAAACAGCAGAAGGACCAAAAAGUGUAGUUGUAAAUGUGUGAGAAUGUGUGACGUGCAGGAGCUCACGUGUCUGGUCCAGCCGCAACAGGCUGCGGCGGCUCGAGACACAGUGGAACUGUUUGAAAGGACGUUAGCGGCGCACGAGGAGCAGCUGCGGCAGUUAAGAGAGGAGAACGAGCGGCAGAGAAAGCGGCUGGACGCUCUUUUACAGCCUCAAGUUCGACUAGAAAGAGCAGUGUUGCCUCAGCAGCUGCUGGUGAUUAAAGAAGAGGUUCCCCCUGAGCAGCAGGAGCACAGCCCCAGUGUGAAGCAGGAGGAACCAGAGCCCCCCCACAUUAAAGAGGAACAGGAGGAGCUCAAUAUCACCAAGGAUAUCCCAUUCACUCCUGCCCCUGUGAAGAGUGAAGAUGAUGAAGAGAGAGCUCAGUCCUCACAGCUUCAUCAAAGCCAAACUGAGGAGAACAGAGAGGCAGAGCCUCCGGCCAGCAGCUCCACUGAAACAGAAGCUGAUGAAGAAGAUUUACAAGCAAGUAGUGAUGGCCAGCUGCUCUCUUCACACUCCUCUGAACCUGAGACUGAAGACAGUGAAGAUGACUUGGAGGAGACUGGAGAGCCUCAGUCAGGUCAAGUUAGUCAAGUCCUUUUCAGCCAUGACAGAUCUGAGGCUGGAGAGAAGCCAUCUUCCUGCUCCGUGAAGAGAGAGAAACCAUUCAGCUGCUCAGUCUGUGCUAAGAGAUUUACAUGGAAAAGUCAAAUAAACACUCAUAUGGUAGUCCACACAGGAGAGAGACCUUUUAGCUGCUCACUUUGUGGUAAACAUUUUGCACAAAAAUCUGGCUUAAAUACACACAUGAGUGUCCACACAGGAGAGAAACCUUUUAGCUGCUCAAUUUGUGGUAAAUGUUUCACUAAAAAAAAUUACUUAAAGAAACACAUGAGAAUCCACACAGGAGAGAAACCUUUCAGCUGCUCAGUCUGUGCUAAGAGAUUUGUAUGGAAAUGUGAAUUAAACACUCAUAUGGUAGUCCACACAGGAGAGAAACCAUUUUGCUGUUCAGUCUGUGGUAAGAGAUGUACGUAUAAAAGUGACCUAAACAUACACAUGAGAUUCCACACAGGAGAGAAACCACAUAGCUGCUCAAUUUGUGGUAAACAUUUUACAACAAAAUCUGCCUUAAAUACACACAUGAGAGUCCACACAGGAGAGAAACCUUUCAGCUGCUCAAUUUGUGGUAAAAGUUUCAGACAGAAAGGUAAUUUAAAUACACACAUGAGUGUCCACACAGGAGAGAAAACUUAGCUGCUUAAUUUGUGGUAAACAUUUCUCAGAUAAAGGUCACAAAAACACGCACAUGAUUGUCCACUCAGGAGAGAAACCUUUUAGCUGCUACGUUUGUAAUCAAAAUUU
Molecule: messenger RNA, 1490 nt
Organism: Myripristis murdjan (pinecone soldierfish)
Lineage: Eukaryota; Metazoa; Chordata; Actinopteri; Holocentriformes; Holocentridae
Product: gastrula zinc finger protein XlCGF57.1-like
Exons: 2
Coding region: 126-1382 (418 amino acids)
Biological process (GO): regulation of transcription by RNA polymerase II
Cellular component (GO): nucleus
Molecular function (GO): DNA-binding transcription factor activity, RNA polymerase II-specific; RNA polymerase II transcription regulatory region sequence-specific DNA binding
Source: RefSeq, a predicted model, not a curated record